UUUAUUAAAGUAAAGAAAAGUAGUACCAGUGGCUCAGGAGGUUUCUAAACAUUAAACAUACAGACACUGUAAAAAAUGUCUGAAACGGUAUGGCAGAUACAUCAUUACAGCACACUGUAAAUUGUUUAAUAAACGGAGCUUCCAGCAAACAGAGGAAUCAUUCUCUGCUUAUGAGGAACAUUUACAUAAGUUGUGGUUGGCUUUUUUAUUAUUAGUUUAGUGUUUUCCCCCCACAUGAUCAAUUGUGAACAUACAGUACUGCUAAACAGAUUUUGUGUUCCACAGAAUGAAGUCAGUCAAAGGGACUCAGAACAACAUGAGGGUGGAGAAAAAACAGAAAAAGUACGUCACCCAAAGUGUCACAUCACGGUUUAACACAGUGGACAAAGACAGAGCUUACAGGCCAAUGCCCAAGUCAGAGAUGUUGAGCCAGGAUGACCCCAAAUCCCGCCCAAUGCUAGAACUACGAGAGAAGCUCCAGCCAGAGGUGAUUGAGCUGAUUAAACAGCAGAGGCUGAACCAUCUGUGUGAGGGCACUUGUUUCAGGAAGAUCAGUGCUCGUCGCAGACAAGACAAGUUCUGGUAUUGCCGUCUGUCACCAAACCACAAAGUGUUACACUAUGGAGAUAUAGAAGAGUUCUCCCAAGGACAAAUAUCACAUGACUCUCUCCAGGACAAAGUGACAGUAGCAGAUAUCAAAGCGGUGGUAACAGGUAAAGACUGCCCACAUAUGAGGGAGAAAGGAGCACUUAAGAAUAAGGAGUUGCUGGAACUGGCCUUUUCCAUUCUCCAUAACUCUGAUGAAUAUCUGAACUACAUCGCUCCAGACAAGCACGAGUACUGUAUAUGGACUGAUGGCUUAAAUGCUCUUUUGGGAAAAGAGAUGACAAGUGAACUCACAAGAUCAGAUAUGGACACUCUGGUUACUAUGGAGCUGAAACUUCGCCUUUUGGACCUCGAAAACAUUCAGAUUCCUGAUGUCGCUCCUCCUGUUCCCAAAGAGCCCAGCACUUACAAUUUUGUUUACGACUUUACCCAGCAGCACAAUUGAGACUGGAAAAGAAAAUUCCUUACUCAAACUGAUCAUCAGCUACAAGGAUGUAGUCACCUUCUUCUCUUUUAUGCUAUUCUACUUCUCUCCCUAUUAUAUGGAUGGAAUAAUUUUUUUCUCCUCUAGAUUGUGACUAUGAUGUGACUUUAGUUUUAUAUACCCUGUAAAUUACUUCUAUGACUUUACUGAGGAAAAAGUCAAAGUAAUAUUUCUUUUUAGUCACCUGUUUUAAUGAAUACUUAACUUGGUAUCAUGCACAACAUUUUGUGUAAGUAAAGUACAUGUCUACAUGAAAAAAAUCAAGUGAAACUGGAUUUGUUUCAUACUCAUACAUAAAACACCACACAUAACGAAUUCUUAGACUGUUACAAAUGAAUGUGCUAUUAAUUUAAUAGCAAUGCUAAUAAAGGCAAUGCAUCCAUAAA
Molecule: messenger RNA, 1476 nt
Organism: Danio aesculapii
Lineage: Eukaryota; Metazoa; Chordata; Actinopteri; Cypriniformes; Danionidae
Product: engulfment and cell motility protein 1
Exons: 8
Coding region: 287-1051 (254 amino acids)
Source: RefSeq, a predicted model, not a curated record